Ornithodoros turicata is the source of this 2245-nucleotide messenger RNA. RefSeq names its product BEN domain-containing protein 5-like. Lineage: Eukaryota; Metazoa; Arthropoda; Arachnida; Ixodida; Argasidae. Gene Ontology annotation, molecular function: DNA binding. The transcript has 5 exons. The coding region runs from base 207 to 875 and encodes 222 amino acids. Gene Ontology annotation, biological process: negative regulation of DNA-templated transcription. The record is from RefSeq and is a predicted model, not a curated record.
GCCAUGAGAGUCAUCCCGUCACAUGGUGAAGUUAUCAGAUAUAAUGUAAACUUUGACACAACACACGAUCCCCGGUAGCCCCACUCAUCUGCAGUUUUCAUUUUCAUUUGCACGGCAUGACUAAAAAGCCAGUUCGUUUGAGCAUUUCAUAGGGGUUCCAUUUGUGGAGCUGGUUUGUAUAGAUUUGACUGCUUUGCAUUACUCCGAUGGGCAGCGCCCGGCAACACUGGGCCCCACUAUCCGCAAUACGUUCCCUCCGCAGUUGGCGUUCUGCUUUUCCCACGUGGUUUUUGUUAGUGACUGUGUACUGUGUGGUCUCAUCAGUUUCUAUCUUGGAAGACAUUAUGUAUGCAUAUGUGCGCUACAUAGAAGACGAUGUCCCGGCAAUCUUACCGGUAUCGCUUAUAAGAAAUUUUCACCCUAAGAGUUGCGAUGACUACGACACAACGAGUGUGAAGAAGGCAUUCUGGGAGUCGAAGAGCGGCCAAGAUAAGAAUUACAAUGUGAGGGUCUUGCUACUGGGUGAAUCAGAAAAAGACCUCAUUGUGGAAAUGGCUAGCAGGCGAAUGGCGAUUCCCGACAUAAUAGAGGGGGGUUCAGACGCAGCUUCAAAUGACGCAGUGGACGAGGUCCCACUGAAGGAGCCCAGACAUCAAAGGGAAAAGAAGAAAGAGGCUCAGACGAAACAGCUGGAACAAAUACUCAAAAAACAGAACCAGGAAGACUCAGGAAGCAGUGAUGAAAGACAAGGCGCGCCGUGCCUAACAAGCAUGCGCCACGGCCCUUUUUGGGAAGGUCAUGUGCCCAAAGUACUUCAACACGACCGGAAUCGGUCCUCGUCGGUGGGGAGGUGGCUUUACAAGAUGGAAUCGUGAUCAAGUCCGAAAAGUUUGAGUGGGUGCUUGGUUUCUUCCAAAGACUCAAUGUUCUGCAGGGACAUGGCACGGACACUUUGGACCGCUGAGGGCCUCUCCGACCGAAGUGUCACUGGUGAAGUUUCCAGGCGCUUCGCUAAAGAUGGAGCGGAGGGCAGGAAGCGUCUAACUCCAAGGAAACUAAAUGCUUUGGGCAGUGAGCAUAUAAUGUAUUCGUUAGUAGAUGGGCACCUUGGUACAUGACCCUAUGAUGCAGCAAAACAGGAACGGGGACAAACAUGAGAGACACGCUACACCUUGAACCAGGUUUGGUACAUUAACAAAAAAGAUGGGAGUUCUUCAGAGGCACGAACAUGUGAUAUACGGUUAUUCAAUGGCGACGGUAUCUGUCCCAGGUUUCUGAGUUGAUAAGAACAAGUUGCUGUAAGAAUUGCUCUUGCUUUGCUCACCCAGUUGUCCCCUUCUUGUGCUGUCAUUUUUGUUUCAGCUACGUGGCGUGUGUGCUGAUCGUUUGAAAAUUACAUUCGUACUUUUAUAUAUGGCCUCACAUGCACACAAAUCAACGUGAUACGCCAAUAGGGAGUUCUGAGUGUUUUUAUUGUUAACUUCCCCCCUGUGUUCGCAUAGCAUUUCAUUAAGCCACCGUCCGGUCUCAACUACAUACCUCUUGCCACAAGAUAAGGGGAUAAAAUAAACUCUCUACUCUCUAUACAUCCCAAGCAGCACGAUGUACUGAAAGUAGAGCGCAAUAGGGGUGGCUGAGGUGGAAGGCUUUGAACAGACUUGUGAAACUAAACACUGAUAAGAUAUAUACUGUCCACCCCUAUUGCACUCAACAUUCAAGUACAUUGUGCUGCAUGGGUACAUAUGUUUCUGUGGUUUGUUUUACACGUAGCUGCAUUGUCUAUCGCGCACUCUUCUGGGUAGCGAACUUAGUCUACUGGCCACUGAUGUGGCCACAUUGACCCCGUGUUUGUUAAGAUUUCCAUAAACUGUGCAAUUUUGCGCAUACGGAAUCACGACUGCUCUCAUCCGAGCUUCAUCUUCAUCCUCUUGCUUUCUUUUGUUCCCUUGGGCGUAGUUUCUCUUUAUCACCCCUCUUAUGAAGUUGACGGGGUGUCCUGCUUCCUUUGGUCUGCCGAUCUGAUUUCCAGAGCCGUUGGUGACAGUAUGAACGCAGCUUUUCUUCAAGCUCAUGCGGAGUAGGGUUGUGGUCAGACCUAUCUUAAUCAUGCAAGAGUGGUUAGACUUGAAGCCAAGGAUAUACUUCUGCUUUUUCUGAGUGUAUCCCCAGACGUGGCUGGGACAGUAUAUACAGGCGUUUUUCUGAGAUUCUUGGCCUGCGCGUGAUCAAAGAAGAACGUGUGCGU